UUCUUCGCCUAAGUACUGGCGGAUCUCACUCAAAACUCGCUGCACAGCGCUGAGCAACGAAGCAGACGGCGGAAUGAGCGCACGCCAGGGACAGACAGCAGCGGUAAUGAGGAUGCAACUUGGUCUGCCCGGAGCAACAUGGAUCCUCAUCCUGGCCGUGGCGGCGAUCGCUGCGUCCUCCCCAGCUCGCUCGAGGCCAAAGCGGGACGUCUACUACGACUCCUCCCUUGACGCCGGCGAGGAAUACCUGCUCGGCCUACUCCGUAACCGCCUCAGCCACCCCGCCGUGCUCGAGCAACAGAAGCGGGCCGGCGGCCUCCUGGACUUCGGCGUGUCGCGAGGCGCGUCCGGGGCCGAAGCGGCCAAAGCCCGCCUGGGACUCAAACUUGCCCACGACCCUUACGGACCGGGAAGGCGCUGAAGGAGGUCGGACCCCGCGAGCGCACAGAUCGGAAAAGAUGAACGCGACAAGGACCACCUCCCAGUUCCGGCGGCGACGUCAAUGCGACAACUGAUGCCCCGAAAUAGAUGCUUCGCUACGUAGGCUGAACCGCGCUUCUGUGCAGCUCUUGUCUGUGUGGGCUCACAAAUACUCAAAAAAAAAAAGCACCCGAAGACGGCAUUAUUAGGGGUGCAACGUCACGCCACAACUUAUUCGCAAAUCUUGUAAAAAUUGUACUCACUCGGGUCACUUUCCACACCUGACGCAGAGGCAGCAGCACUGAAGCAUCGACCGGAACUAUACUUCAAGCGUUCUGCAGGUUUUCCUUUUCACGCGAAGGUAGUGACUUCUAAAAAAAAAUGAUGUCACGAGAUGUUGCUUCUUUUACAUAUGCCCGGUGGUGCUCGUUUUUAAGUUCCGUUGUACAUACGCACGGCAAUAAAAACAGGUGGUCUCUUCUCAAACAGUGUAGCAUUAGUGACGUUUCUUAACGCUGACCUAUUGGGCCACCUUGGAUUUGUUUUCUGGGAGCUCAACCUCGCGACACGUA
Molecule: messenger RNA, 992 nt
Organism: Rhipicephalus microplus (southern cattle tick)
Lineage: Eukaryota; Metazoa; Arthropoda; Arachnida; Ixodida; Ixodidae
Product: diuretic hormone class 2
Biological process (GO): body fluid secretion
Molecular function (GO): diuretic hormone activity; G protein-coupled receptor binding
Source: RefSeq, a predicted model, not a curated record